Cavia porcellus (domestic guinea pig) is the source of this 4313-nucleotide messenger RNA. It is a transcript of the gene Brap, whose product is annotated as BRCA1 associated protein. Gene Ontology annotation, molecular function: ubiquitin protein ligase activity; nucleic acid binding; zinc ion binding. Bases 190 to 1968 code for a protein of 592 amino acids. Lineage: Eukaryota; Metazoa; Chordata; Mammalia; Rodentia; Caviidae. The record is from RefSeq and is a predicted model, not a curated record. Gene Ontology annotation, cellular component: cytoplasm. Gene Ontology annotation, biological process: Ras protein signal transduction; protein ubiquitination. The transcript has 12 exons.
CGACGGCGGCCGGGAGGCGGAAGUGGAGGAGGUAGUGGCUCCGAGGAUUGUGCAGAGUACUGCUGCUGAGGCGGCGGCGGUAGCGGCUAGGCGGUGGCGGCGUGGCCCGCCCCGGGCUGGUCGGGCUCUCAGCUUGGCUUCCCACCUCCCCUGAGCCCGCCGGGGCCCACGCCGGCCAGCGCCUGCCCUAUGAGUGUGUCACUGAUUGUCAUCCGAUUGGAGCUUGCGGAACACUCGCCAGUCCCCGUCGGCUUCGGCUUCAGCGCCGCCGUCGGGGAGAUGUCUGAUGAGGAGAUCAAAAAGAAGACACUCGCUUCAGCUGUAGCCUGUUUAGAAGGGAAGUCACCGGGGGAGAAAGCAGCAAUCAUCCAUCAGCACCUUGGCCGUCGGGAAAUGACAGAUGUAAUCAUUGAGACCAUGAAGUCCAAUGCAGAUGAGUUAAAACAUACAGUGGAAGAAAAGGAGUCUUCAGAAGCAUCUCACCCUGCGCAGAAAAAUAGAGAUCAAAAUGAAGAAUGCAUAAAUGCAGCUCCUGAUUCUCCAUCCAAACAGCUUCCAGACCAGAUUUCAUUCUUCAGUGGAAAUCCUUCAGUUGAAAUAGUUCAUGGUAUAAUGCACCUAUACAAGACAAAUAAGAUGACCUCCUUAAAAGAAGAUGUGAGGCGCAGUGCCAUGCUGUGUAUUCUCACAGUCCCUGCUACAAUGACCAGUCAUGACCUUAUGAAGUUUGUCGCCCCAUUUAAUGAAGUAAUUGAACAAAUGAAAAUCAUCAGAGACUCUACUCCAAAUCAAUAUAUGGUGCUGAUAAAGUUUAGUGCACAGGCCGAUGCAGAUAGUUUUUAUAUGGCAUGCAAUGGCCGCCAGUUCAACUCCAUAGAAGAUGACGUGUGCCAGCUGGUCUAUGUGGAAAGGGCUGAAGUACUGAAAUCGGAAGAUGGCGCGAGUCUGCCAGUGAUGGACCUGACUGAGCUCCCCAAGUGCACAGUUUGUCUGGAGCGCAUGGAUGAGUCUGUGAAUGGAAUUCUCACCACACUGUGUAACCACAGCUUCCACAGCCAGUGUCUACAGCGCUGGGACGACACCACGUGUCCUGUUUGCCGAUACUGUCAAACCCCAGAGCCAGUAGAAGAAAAUAAAUGUUUUGAGUGUGGUGUUCAGGAAAACCUUUGGAUUUGUCUCAUCUGUGGCCACAUAGGAUGUGGACGGUAUGUGAGUCGACAUGCAUAUAAGCACUUUGAGGAAACACAGCACACCUACGCCAUGCAGCUCACCAACCACCGAGUCUGGGACUAUGCUGGAGAUAAUUAUGUCCACCGACUGGUCGCAAGUAAAACAGAUGGAAAAAUAGUACAGUAUGAAUGUGAGGGUGACACUUGCCAGGAAGAGAAGAUAGAUGCCUUACAAUUAGAGUAUUCAUAUUUACUAACAAGCCAACUGGAAUCUCAGCGAAUCUACUGGGAAAACAAGAUAGUUCGUCUGGAGAAGGACACGGCAGAGGAAAUUAACAACAUGAAGACAAAAUUUAAAGAAACAAUUGAGAAGUGUGAUAGUCUGGAACACAGACUAAAUGACCUCCUGAAAGAAAAGCAGUCUGUGGAAAGGAAGUGUACUCAACUAAACACGAAAGUGGCCAAACUCACAACAGAGCUCCAGGAGGAGCAGGAAAUGAACAAAUGCUUGCGAGCCAACCAAGUGCUUCUGCAGAACAAGCUGAAGGAGGAGGAGAGGUUAUUGAAGGAGACCUGUGACCAGAAAGACCUGCAGAUCACUGAGAUCCAGGAGCAGCUGCGUGAUGUCAUGUUCUACCUGGAGGCACAGCAGCAGAUCAGCCACCUGCCUGCUGGGGCACGGCAGGAAAUCCAGGAGGGACAGAUUAACAUCCCCAUGGCCUCGGCCUCCAGUCCCUCAUCUUCAGGCAGCAGUGGGAAAGUGCCAUCCAGGAAGGGCCGCAGCAAGAGGGGCAAGUGACUUCCAGAAAAACUGCUUGAGACUGUCCUGGCACUGCAAGGGUUGUCGGAACCUUCGGCAAAGUGGGAGGGUGGGCCCUAAUAAGUACAAGUGAGGAUCAAGCCAGUGUUUGGCUCUUUGCUAUUGUGUGAUGUAGAAAAUGUAGAGGCUGCUGUCAGGAGAACUGAUGGCAAUGGGCAAUGUUUUCAAAGUUGGUACGAGUUCACUAACCUCAGACAUUCUAAUGACCAUUUUGCCUUCCUGCUUGGUAGAUGCCCCACCUCUGCUGUGCAUUUUUCUGUUGUGUUUGAGUUGCAGUAUUUGGCAUUCAUUUCUCAGCUGGGUUUAAGACAAGUUUUUUUGUUUGUUUGUUUGUUUUUUAGUACCGGGGAUCAAACUCACGACCUCACACUUGCUAGGCAGGUGCUUAUGUUGCUGAGCUAAAUCCCUGGCCCUAAUACAAGUUUUUUUAUAAACUCAAGUUAAUGUUACCUAGCACUGAAGCACUAAACUGCCUGAAAGUCAUAGCUCCUGCUUUAAAAAAGGUUCCCAUUGGCUGCUAAGGAGCUAGGAAAGUCUCCUAGCAUCAGUAUCACAUGAUUGCCAUCCCUGCCCUUAACUCUGGGGAGUUAAAAAAUUGCUCGAGUGUUACAUGAAAAGAGGGUGAGUUGUAAAUGAGGCACUAGCUUGUCAUCAGCAGCCAUCUCUUCUUGCUGUGGGGCUGCCAGAAAAAACAAGUAGCCCAGGACAGGCUGAGUAGGCCCGGUGUUCAAAAAUGGUGGCAGUUUCACUGUUUAUUUUUGGUGACUGUGCACCCUUAUGCAUUCAAAUAAGAGAGGCUUUUAAGGUGUGGUGGUAUACAUCUGUAAUCCCAGCACUCCCAAUACUUGGAAGGCUGAGGCAGGAGGAUCACUGCCAGUUUGAGGCUAGCUUGGGCUACACUGUUCAAGGUCAGCCUGAACUGCAUAGCAAGACCCUGUUUCCAAACCCCUGCCCCCAAUAAAGAGGCUUAAUGGCUACUCCAAGAUUCUGAGUGGUUUUCUUAGCAUCUUGCAAAAAUAAGCAAGGCAAUUUAUCCUCCCUGUGAAAAUAUAGAGGGUGAGGCUUCUGACUAGCUAAUUCUGUAUUUUGCUAGGAUCAGGAUUUUCUGAAUGUUUACAAAAGAUCAGGCUGCAUGUUCAGGUUGCAGCUAGAGGGAGCUUGGGCAGAGUUUCAAUUAUGCUUUCAAGAUAUAACCAAAGGCUGUGUCUAAAUCCUAAAAUGGAUUUCAACAGAGCCCCCUUUUCAACAGUCAUGUAAUGUUUGUUGUAGGCCAGCAGAGGGGUUUUGUACUUUUCUCUGGAACCAGAAACAUCAAAUAAUUCCUAACAUGGAGAAACUCAGCAAAACUGAAGCAAGACCCAUAUUGCAAAUGGGCAUCUAGAACAGGUGGCUGGGUAGAUUACUGUUAAAUGAUGGGUUUUGUUUUCUUUAUAAUUAGUCAAAGGUGUUUGUUUUCUGUGUUUUGUUUUGUUUGAUACUGGGACUUGAACUCAUGACCUCAUGCUUGCCAGGCAGGCGCUUAUGCCACUGAGCUAAACCCCCAGCCCAGUCAAAGGUUUUUAAUUGUCACAUUUUGGAUUUUUUUAAAACCCAUUUUUGGGGUUCAUCCCCUUGGACCUAAAUGUCUUACACGUUGCUUAUUAACACAUCAGUUGUAUUGCUAAGCGCCAUCCAGUUUUGUGGAAUGUGCUGCAGCAUUUCUCAAAAAACCUCACCUGUAACUGCAAAACGAAUGUACUUAGACAUUCUUAAUUUUUGCUUAGGGCAGCCACCACUCCAUGGUUACAGAUAUCAUAAAGCAAGAAUGAGAAUGUAAAGCAUAACCUAAUUCUCUUUCCUGUAGAGAUUCUAUUUUAUUUAAAAUCUAUUUUUGCACUAGUGAGAAUCCUGCGGUUUUGGCCAAGUACUUGUCUUGCAUGUCUGACCUUGCAGAACCUGGGGUGGAUUGUAGCAUACUAAUUAAGAGAAUUAGAAGUAGUUUACAAGCUAGCUCCCCAUCUCAUUAUGAUCUCGAUCAAGCGGCCCUGCCACCAGCUGGAGAGCAGCCUUUCAACACAGGUGGAAUAAAUGCUUGGGAAGGCUGUGCCCAGAGGGAUAAGCAAAUAGGCAGAUAUUUCCAAACUACUUGAAGGCUUAAAAAACUUUCCAGGAAAAAAAAUCAAGGAAAAUGUUAGUUCAAAAGAAGAUCAAAAAGUUAUGUUUGAAUUUGAUGAAGUUAAAUGAGAAGCUGUUACGACUUUCUUCAGGAUGGAAAUGAACCAUUAAAUUUACCCUUACUAUCUUGAAUAAUAAAAUUCUAUUAAAAUAACCAAACUUUGAAAUUA